Solenopsis invicta (red fire ant) is the source of this 1290-nucleotide messenger RNA. RefSeq lists its product as uncharacterized. The transcript is spliced from 6 exons. The coding region runs from base 152 to 1159 and encodes 335 amino acids. NCBI's taxonomy places the organism in Eukaryota, Metazoa, Arthropoda, Insecta, Hymenoptera, Formicidae. The record is from RefSeq and is a predicted model, not a curated record.
UCAGCAAGUCAAAGCAAACCCAAUUUUUGGCACCAAUCCAAAGAAUAUCUCCUUAUUUUUUGGCGCCAACCGAGCAAGUCUUAUCAAGUCUAAACAAACCCAAGUGAGUGAGAGUGAGCAAGAACAGGCAAUAAAAACAAGGUUAACAAAAAUGGUGUGGAAAUGUUGCGUGCCGGGAUGCACAUCAUCAGCAAGAGUCCCGAGUCAUAAGCUUCCCACCCAACAUAUUAAAAUGCAGGCUUGGUUAAAAACAAUCGGAUUAGACAACUUGAUAAAUGCACCGAAAAAUGUCACAACUAAAUUAAGAAUUUGUACUUUACAUUUCCCCGAAGAGAUGAUAAAACCAUAUGGGCAGAAGCGAUGUCUCAAAGACAAUGCAAUGCCAAUAUUGUUUUUAAAUGCAAAUGUGGCAGAUGGUGCCAAUAUCAGUUUUACUGAUAAUGGUACUAUUGCUACAUUGCAACCUUUGGAUGAUGUUGAAGACAAUUCUGAUUUUGUGCCAGUAGCAUCAACGUCAACAGCCGAAGAAGUACAACUUAUUGAUAAAAUAAAAUACACGAACAUCACUAAAGACAUUGUUCCAAGAAGAAUCACCCAGCUUCGAGCCAAAGUACGACGCUAUAGAAAACUGCUGUCCAAAAGGAACAAAACCAUUUCCAAAUAUAAAGAAAAGGGAAAGGAUAUACGUCGUCGCAGAACUUGGGAAGAUGUUACUGCGAAUUUGUCCGGCGUUCAAAAAACAUUCUUUGAGAUGAUUUCUCGUAAUUUUUCUCAUGCACCAGAGGAAAAUAAGGCUCUCAAUGCCUCUAGGAAAGCAAGGUUCUCAUUUGUCCCAUCAAUAUUAAUAUCAUUGAAUGACAAAUGUGAUAAUAAAAAAAGUAAUAAUUACUUCGUGGAAGAAAUGCAAACGGUACGGAUGUCAGGCGACAUUCAGAAAUCCGUUAUGCUAGAAGAAGGACGUCGAUACGAAAAUAAAGAAAAAGCUUUAGCUUUAACUUUAUACAAAACGAUGGGAAAGCGUGGCUAUAAUUGCUUACGAAAUGUUUUUCAACACAUCCCGUCAAUACAAACAUUACAGUUGGUACUUCAAAAGAUUCCUUUAGCUUCUGGAUUAAACCCUUUGAUUUUGCGACAUUUGGAAAAUAUAUCCAAAAAAUGACAAUUAAGGAUAAAGUUUGUAUCCUAAUAUGGGACGAAGUAUCUAUACAAUCUAAUGUCAUGUACGAUGUGCGAAGAGAUAUUAUAUAUGGCUAUGAAGAUUGGGGCAACAAUCGCACAAGCAAAGUCGCA